Molecule: messenger RNA, 975 nt
Organism: Durusdinium trenchii
Lineage: Eukaryota; Dinophyceae; Suessiales; Symbiodiniaceae
Source: the annotation of a GenBank genome assembly
GCGACAUGGGCUUCAUGAGACCAUGAGAAGGGUGAAAAGGGGCAGCAUCAGGUGCAGAAGGGAUCCCAAAGACAAGGAGGAGUGGCAGUUCUGCAUGGAGACCAUGACCAGCUACAGCCAGACAGAGAUGCAUCACAAGCAUGAGAUGUCUCAGGGUGGCAAGAGUGAGGCAGCGCAGUGGAUUCAAAUGAAGGGCAUGGCACUCUUGGAAAGUGGCCAGAACACAGAGGGGGAAGAUGCUUUGGCAGCCCUGCUCCCUGGCCAAGCUGUCAAGAAGAAUAAACAGAAUGCUCUUGCCCUCAUGGAUAAAGAUGACUCAGAGGAAGGGUCUGAAGGCAACAAGUCUUCUGGCUCUGGGGUGAAAAAGGAUGAACAUGAAGUUGAAGCAGAGCUGCUGAGUGAGGUUGGUGGCAAGAUGGGCAAGGAUGAGGCUUCCAAGAGGCCCAAAAAGAUGGCCUCACUGGUGAAGAAGGUGAAGAAAGACAUUGCCCCUGCCAAGGGCAAAGCUUUGGAAGGGACACUAUCCAAGCUGGAGAAGCUACCCCCCAAGAAGAGCAUCAGUCUUGAGAGCUGCAAAAAUGAACUCUUUGAAGGCCCCUCUCUCCAGGGCAUUGCUCUUGCUGCCACAAAGAGUGGUGCCACCUCUCCUGAUAUGCAAGAGUUGGCGAGCCUGGGCAACUAUGGCAGGAAUGGAAGCCACAUUGCUAGCCAGCUCAUUGCAAAGUAUUGCCAAGCAGACAACAUUACAUUGCCAGAACCGUAUUUCCCUGAAGUUCUUGUUUCUGUCAAGACGCCUGAAGAUUGGGUGCUUGGGCUGAAGCCAAUGGCACUGUUCUUGCCCCAUGAAUGGCUGCCCUGGCUUCUUGAACAGGAGCUGGCCAGUGGGUUCAGCCACCUUGAACAGUUCUGGGCAGAACAUGAUAUGGGAGAUCCAAAACUUGUGAACAAUCCAGCUGCUGAGGAAGACAUUAGCAA